This is a messenger RNA of Meloidogyne enterolobii, 1248 nucleotides long. The record is from the annotation of a GenBank genome assembly. Lineage: Eukaryota; Metazoa; Nematoda; Chromadorea; Rhabditida; Meloidogynidae.
AUGGCGGAUCCUGAAAAGGCAAGUGAUAAUGGUGCAUGGCUGGACGAACAUUUUCCCUUGCACAAAGCUGUGUUUCAAAAUGACAUUUCUCGAAUUAAUGAAAUCCUAACUACGACUUGUCUUCCUAAAAUCAAUUUGGACCAAAUGGAUACUCACGGCAAUACAGCGCUUCACUUGGCAGCAAUGCUUGGAAAUAUAGAAGCUGCCAAACUACUGUUAGAACAUGGAGCGAAUGUCGGAUUGAAAAAUAACGAUGGCUGGAAGAGUUUACAUGAAGCAAUUAGUUAUGGGGAUCGAAAAAUGAUUGGGUUAUUGUUGUCUUCACAUAAGAAGCAGUCUCAUCGUUCAUUGACCUCAAAAUUGCCUGAAAUUCAAAAUCAUCUUGAAUCCUUGAACGAUUUCUAUAUGGAAAUUCGUUGGGAGUUUCAAACUUGGAUUCCUCUUCUUUCGAGAGUGAUGCCUUCUGAUACAUUUAAAGUCUACAAACGAGGUUCUAAGCUCCGUGUAGAUUUUACUCUAACAGACUUCAAUGAAAGCAUAAUUAGUUGGACCCGAGGUGAUAUGUCUUUGCUUUUUGAUCCAGGUGCACCAAAGAGUUACCAGACUCUUUUGCUCAAUAACAGGGAUGAGGUAUAUCAAAGGGUCCGAGAUAAGAAUCGUCACCUCAAUGAUGAAAUUGAUCUCCUAAUGGGCUGUGAUAUCAUAAGUAGUCACAUAAGUACUCGACCUAUUCGUUUUGUUCGUGCAAAAGGCUGGUUCAUGAACGACAAAUCGUAUAAUAUUGGAGAAUACAAAGCUGAUCUGUUCAACAUUAAGGAAUUGCGGGAGCAUCUUUCUCAAGAAGAUCUACGCAAGAACCGAGAGUUGAAUAAGGCUUUCUCUAGUGGCAAACUUCCUCCUGAUGAUGGUAGCAGUGAUGAUGAUGAUAAAGACCGUCACCGUGCAAGUUUGUCCCCUCCCCCAAAACCAGAGUUUACUUGGGCUGAAUAUCUCCGUUUGCCUGAUGGGCCGGACUCGCAUUUGGGAAGGCCGAAGGAAGAGAAGACUACAAAUACUGAAAUUAAAGGAAUGCUGGCGUUGUGUCAGGACUUUCCACUCACAACCGAUCAACUGUUGGACAUUCUUGAAGUUCUAGAGCCUGUGAAAACAACAGUGAAAAAAUUCCGUGCCUUUUGCAGUUCUGGACGGUUGCCAUCAGGCUUUCCUAUUCAAUUAGGUGUGUUUUUUAAAGUCUUACUUAAAGUUUAA